Messenger RNA from Rosa chinensis, 1285 nucleotides. Its product is annotated as protein GAMETE CELL DEFECTIVE 1, mitochondrial. Lineage: Eukaryota; Viridiplantae; Streptophyta; Magnoliopsida; Rosales; Rosaceae. Bases 146 to 1084 code for a protein of 312 amino acids. The record is from RefSeq and is a predicted model, not a curated record. The transcript has 3 exons.
UGCUUGGCCCAAUAUGAAACUGUGUAGACCAAGCCCACUAAAAUAAACGGUGCUUUCUCUUCGUCCCUGUCUCCCAGUUUCUCUGCAAACCAGGGUUUAAGCUUUUCAUUCCCUCUGAACCCUCUUUCAAUCAACCUCAAAAACUAUGCAGACCCUUGUGAAAUUAGCAACGAAGCCUACUCUGCGUAACACUCUGAGCAAAACCCAAUUCAUCGCCACCGUCAAUUUCAAAUCUUUGUCCACCAAACCCUCCGCGCCGCCCAAUCGGAACCCUAAGAAAGCCGACGACGAGUGGAACGACGCGUGGGAGACCGCGUGGCUCCCGCCGGACCCAUCCUCCGAGAACGCCAGAGCUCCAUGGGAGACCGACGAGAAUCUCCCGCCGCCGUCUGCGGCGGCCGUGAUUCCCUCCGACGCCGACCCCGAGACGAAGGCGUUUGUGGAGGACAUGAAUGCAAAUUGGGACGAGAGACGGAAACCAAAGGAGGAGAAGAAACAGCAGCAGAGUGAGAGUGGGAAGCUUUAUAGCUUGGAGAAUAUAAAGAAGGACUAUAGGUUGAAGAAGCAGAGGAUUCAUGCCGGGCUUUGGAUGAAGGAGAUUGAGAAGCAGCAAGAGGCUAAAUUAGCUGAUUCCGGUUCCAUUGGUGGCGGUGACGAUAUCGAACGCUUGCUUGAUAGCUGCUCCGAUAUCUUCGAUUCUACCAACAAUGAUUUGGAAAAUGCCAAAGUGCCGAGCGCUGAUGAUUUCAAGAACAAGCCGGAUGGUUGGGAAACGACAGCCAAGGCUGAAGAGGGAAGUGUGUGGGAGAUGACACAGAGGGAAGAAGAUAUCCUUCUCCAAGAGUUUGAGCGUCGAAUUGCGUAUAAUAAGUUUCAGAUUGCUAGUUUUAUCAAGACUCACAUAUUUAGUCGAAGAAGGCCAAUCGAUGGGUGGAAAUACAUGAUAGAGGAGCUGGGGCCAAAUGCUAGGAAGGGAAAAGGUGCUGUUUCAAGGUUACCAAAUUUAUCCGAUGCAUCAACCCAACCCUUCAAGGAGGAGAGGACUCCAAUUAGCACCAGUCUUACCUCCUACAAGGAUAGGUAGUUUGGUAUCCAAACACUUUCGUAUCCUUCCAAUGUCUGAAAUGACCUUUCUUUGUUCGGAGGUAUCAGCAUUGAAAGUUUACCUAGCUACUGUAUCGCUUGCUUCCUGCAAGUUUUGAGCUCAAUGUAUAUGAUGGAACCAUCCUGUAAGAAAACUGAAACUGCAACUAUUGCAAUUGAAAGAAUGAAUGUAUUCGCUCGA